Messenger RNA from Durio zibethinus, 1269 nucleotides. Its product is annotated as late embryogenesis abundant protein At1g64065-like. The record is from RefSeq and is a predicted model, not a curated record. NCBI's taxonomy places the organism in Eukaryota, Viridiplantae, Streptophyta, Magnoliopsida, Malvales, Malvaceae.
UAAAGUUUCCAAAUUGAAUGAAAAUCCUUGUAAUCAAGUCAAGUUUCCUCUGUGCAUCACGUGAAUUUGGACAGAAAUAAAUAAAAAUUCAUUCAUGUCUAGCUCGUUUAGCCUAGCUUAUUCAAGGAAUAAUAAAGAAAUUUAUGCUACAUGCUUUUAUUAGCCUGCUCUUCGUUGUUAGGUAGCCGCUAGCAUGGGCUGUCCGUCUUCAGUUUGAGUGCUUUUUUCUUAUUAUUUGUCAAAAUAAAAACAAACCCACUGUGUAAAUCUGCAAAAUUUUCAGCCUGGAAGAAAGAAUUAUCAAAUAUGGAGGUGGAAUCAUUGAGAAGCAGGAAUGGGAAAUCAAUGGCACAGCCAGGCAAUACAGCGGCCAGUGGCAUCAAGCGUAGGCUUAGACUUAGAAACAUCUGUUUUGGAGUGAUGGGUGUUUUGAUAUUCAUCAUAAUCCUGAUAGUCAUCCUGGCUUUCACCGUUUUCAAGGCCAAACGCCCUGUGACAACCAUCGACUCUGUCUCCUUAUCCAACCUGAAGGUUUCUCUGGAUUUGGCAAGACUCCAAGUGUUGCUGAACGCUACCCUGGAUGUGGAUCUUUCAAUCAAGAACCCAAACAAAGUUGGGUUCAAGUACAAAGACUCGACUGCACAGUUGAAUUACAGGGGUCAGCAGGUAGGCGAGGUUCCAAUUCCAGCUGGUAAGAUUUCUGCAGAUGAAACGGUUCCCAUGAACUUGACACUGACUGUCAUGGCGGAUCGUUUGAUCUCAGAUUCAAAGUUCCUUUCUGAUGUUAGGGGUGGUGAAUUGCCCCUCAACACUUUUACUAAGAUUGCAGGCAAGGUUAAUGUCUUGAAUAUGUUUAAGAUUCAUGUUGUUUCGUCCACUUCCUGCAAUUUUAUUGUCUUUUUAUCUAAUUCAUCAGUUGGGGACCAAGACUGCAAGUAUAAGACAAAUUUGUAAUUUUUUUCAUUUCUUUCUCCUUUUGGAUUAUAUACUAUGCUUGUACUUGUCUAGUAUAUCAGAAGCUUGCUUUGUACUUUGUAAUCGUAUUCUUGUUGUUCUUUCCACAUUUUACCCUCUACUUCUACAUUUUUUUUUUUGUAAUUUUCCAUAAAUAGAGAUGGUAUCAUGUUAUUUUCUUCGUUUGUUGCUAAUAAAAUUUGUGGUAUGAUUCAACAAAUCAGGCUUUUUAUUUAUGUAAAUACGUUUCCUGUUAGUCUUUUUUCCCUUUGGUUGACAAUUAAUUUCUCACCCUGUGCAAUUGGAAAGCUUUAA